AUGACCUCGAGUAAUCCCUCAUAUCUGAUCAUCGGCGCUGGUGUCUUCGGCGUUUCAACCGCCUACCAUCUUAUCCAGAAAUAUCCCAAUGCCUCAGUGACUCUGGUCGAUAGAGAUGCAUACGAUGCCGAUUCUCGUGUUGCAGCAUCAUGGGAUUGGAACAAGGUUGUCCGCGCCGACUACGACGACAAGGUCUAUUGUCAAUUAGCAUUGGAGGCACAAGACAUCUUCAAGAAUGAUCCGCUCUGGCAGCCCUAUUUUCACCAGACAGGUGUGUACUGGAACUGCCGUAGCGAUUAUGCUCAAACCGUCAUCAAUAACCACAAGGAGCUUGGACGAAACGACGACAUUAUCGCGUUGCCGGUUGCUGAGGCCAGGAAGCUUUAUGGUGGGAUUUUCGAAAAUGCUGAUUACACUGGUGUCAAGGAGGUCCUGAUUAAUCGCGCAAGUGGAUGGGCUGCUGCAGGAGAUGCCCUUCGAGCCAUCACGAAGCAAUGUCUGGAAUUGGGAGUCAAAUAUGUCGUAGCGGAUGUGGCAACUUUGGAGUUCAAUGGAAAGGGCUCUUCUACGGGCGUGAGGACGAAAUCCGGCGAGAGUCUUACAGCCACACACACCAUUGUUGCGACGGGUGCUUUCACUCCUACGCUGCUGGAAUGGAGUGCUGCAAAGAGUGGUAAUCUGGGUUUACGCGCUGGGGAGCGGAUCUUGGCCGCUGGAAUUACGACAGGCAUGGCACAGCUGAAUCAAAAGCAGUAUGAGAGGUUCAAGGAUAUGCCUGUGGGCUUCCAGGGGUACACACCGGAAGAGGGCAAACCCUUCAUCGGUAGUCUCCCUCCUACAAAAGACGGCGAGCUCAAGUGGUGGGGAUCCAAGAUUUUUACCAACACCCGCGAAGUUCUACCUGGGCGAUAUAUCUCCUCUCCUCCCCCAAUGCACGACUACAAUCAGUGGAAGGUACCUGGGCCUCUGAAGCAAGAUAUUGUAGAGGCUAGGAAUCUUUGGUACGGACCCGAAAGCGCGACUUGGAACAUGACCAAACACCGAAUCUGCUGGGAUGCUUUCACCACCACCUCCGACUUCAUUAUUUCCCCUCACUCAGCCUCCAAGGGUCUAUUCAUCGCGACUUGUGGCUCUUUCCAUGGUUACAAGUUCUUCCCAGUACUGGGUAAAUAUGUCACACAGAUGCUGGAAGGCGAGCUGACGCCUGAAUUGGUGGAGAAGUGGGCUUGGGAUCGACAGCGUCCUGAUUCCUCGGAGAAUGUGGAGUACCCCAACUCAGAGAUGAAGCAUCUUUUACAGCCUACCGCGAAGCUGUGA
This is a messenger RNA of Penicillium malachiteum, 1317 nucleotides long. Its product is annotated as NAD(P)/FAD-dependent oxidoreductase. NCBI's taxonomy places the organism in Eukaryota, Fungi, Ascomycota, Eurotiomycetes, Eurotiales, Aspergillaceae. Gene Ontology annotation, molecular function: sarcosine oxidase activity; flavin adenine dinucleotide binding; saccharopine oxidase activity. The coding region runs from base 1 to 1317 and encodes 438 amino acids. The transcript is spliced from 3 exons. The record is from RefSeq and is a predicted model, not a curated record.